CUCCCGUCCGGAGGCGUGCUGCCCGCCGUCGCGCUCGGGACGAUGGAGCUCAAGGGGGAGGCGCUCGCCUCCAUGCUCUCGCAGGGCUUCGCGGCGGUCGACACGGCGCCCACGUACAAGAACGAGACGGCCGUGGGGCAGGGCCUCUCCCCCGCCGCCUACCUCAUCGCGAAGGUCCCUCGUGCGGUGACUGGCGACGGGCAGGGCUCCAGCGGGGUGCGAGAGUCGCUCCGCAAGAGCUUGCAGAGGCUCGGCCGGCGCAAGGCCGACCUGGUGCUGCUGCACUGGCCCGACAAGGCGUGCGAGGACGGGAGCCUCGCGGCAGUGUGGGCCGCGCUCGAGGAGGCGCGCGAGGCGGGCGAGGCGGGCGAGAUCGGCGUCUGCAACGCGACGGCGGCGGUGCUGCGCGAGCUGCUCAAGACGUGCCGCGUCCGACCUGCGGUGAACCAGGUGGAGCGGCACCCGCUGCUGCCUCAGUGGGAGCUGCUCGACUACUGCGCCGCCGAGGGGGUCGCCGUGCAGGCGCACACGCCGCUCGGCGCGCCGGGCGGGAUGGGCAAGGCCCACCGCUCGCGGCUGCUCGACCACCCCACCGUGGCGCGCGUCGCGUCCGAGGCGGCGAUGGCACCCGCGCAGGUGCUGCUCGGCUGGAGCUUGCGGCACGGCGUCGCGGUCGCGCCAAAG
Messenger RNA from Emiliania huxleyi CCMP1516, 684 nucleotides. RefSeq lists its product as hypothetical. The transcript has 2 exons. The record is from RefSeq and is a predicted model, not a curated record. NCBI's taxonomy places the organism in Eukaryota, Haptophyta, Isochrysidales, Noelaerhabdaceae. Gene Ontology annotation, molecular function: oxidoreductase activity. The annotation marks the transcript as partial.